Cryptococcus amylolentus CBS 6039 is the source of this 678-nucleotide messenger RNA. RefSeq lists its product as hypothetical. Gene Ontology annotation, cellular component: mitochondrion. NCBI's taxonomy places the organism in Eukaryota, Fungi, Basidiomycota, Tremellomycetes, Tremellales, Cryptococcaceae. The transcript has 4 exons. The record is from RefSeq and is a predicted model, not a curated record. The coding region runs from base 1 to 678 and encodes 225 amino acids. Gene Ontology annotation, molecular function: 4 iron, 4 sulfur cluster binding; iron ion binding; 2 iron, 2 sulfur cluster binding. Gene Ontology annotation, biological process: iron-sulfur cluster assembly.
AUGGCCUCUUUCUGUGCCGCCUGCUCCCGCCGCCUGCUCUCUGUCAGACCUCCCGCUCGCCUCGCGCCUGUCUCCCGCCCCCGACCCUUCUCCCUCCUCGCAACCUCUCGCCGGGUCGAUACUCCCCUGCGCGCCCUUCCCCCUACUUCGUAUAGAUCAGCCACAACAUCUUCCAUUGGGUCAUCAUCCUCCGCUGCUCCCCAUUUGCCACCCAUCCCUACAAGACCCAAUAUCAAGGUGACGGCUCCGUCAUUGGCUGCCAUCAAGGAAGAGGGUUAUCUCGAUGAUGAUGUCAAACUCUUACCACCCGAGGAGGCAUUCCUGAACAUCUCACCGGAGGCUGUUCAACAAUUGGUCAGGAUCACCUCUCGGGAGCCUCUAGACGUCCUCCAGCGAAACAAACUAGCUCUGCGGGUAGGCGUAGAGAGCGGGGGAUGCCAUGGAUAUCAGUACCUCAUGGACAUUACCGAAGAGAGAGGUGUCGACGACUAUGUCAUGCAACCGGAAGGAGUCCACUGUAUUCCUAUAGUGGUCGAUCUCACGUCUUUGGGGCUUCUCAAGGGCGCCACACUUCAUCAUGCCACUGAGCUCAUCGGCUCCUCGUUUAGAUUACAAGACAACCCCCAGGCGAAGGAGGGAGGUGCUUGUGGGUGCGGUGUCAGCUGGGAGGCAAAGUAA